AUGGUACAGCUCAGACCACGAGCGUGCGAUUGUUACUCCUCAGACAAGAAGCUCGAAGCUCGCUUACGAGAGCAAGCGGUGGAGGCCACCGGUCUGCACGGUCGCCUGCAGAGUCUACUGGGCGUACACAUCUUUCGGAACAGCUCCGCCGGUACUGUACCCGUUGGCAGCGUUGCUGCUUGCCUCCGCAUUCGCUCCAACUCCUUGGUUUACACCGGGACCUGCGUUCGAACGGGCGCCUGCAGUGGCUGCCACAGUGGCAGGUACACCAGCUCCACCAUUACUGACGUUGGCACCAGCACUGGCAGUCGCACCGCUGUUAGCGGGUGA
Messenger RNA from Peronospora matthiolae, 330 nucleotides. Lineage: Eukaryota; Oomycota; Peronosporomycetes; Peronosporales; Peronosporaceae. The record is from the annotation of a GenBank genome assembly.